AUGACAGCCGGGGCCUCUGUCCCAGAACUCCACACCGCCAUGCUGCCUGUUUUGCUGAUAAGGCUAAGGAUAUUCCUCUACCAAUCCGCCCUUUCAUCACAGCCCGUCGCUGUUACAACCAUUUUCAAGUCGUUUCUCUCCAAACGUAUCAAUCCAAUGCUCCCACUACUCGAUAUAUCGAAGGGAGAUCCGCCACCUGAUCCUCCGUCUGGCUUGGAUGUCGCUUUCGGGGUGGCACUGGACCCGGCGGCUGCAGCGCCAUCCUUGGAGGAUGUCGUAGUGGAUAAACUUUCCGCGGAUGUCGUGGAAGAGGUGAAAGAGGGGAUAGGAGGUAUCGCCGAAGUUAUCGUUUCCGGGAAUGACGCCUGCUGUGUAGAGAUUGUUGGUUUUUUAGAAGCCGAAGAGGUUGCUGCAAUCCCUGUCGAUGUGGGUGUCGGUUUCGAGGCCAAAGUUCCACUCGAUACUGACCAAAACAUCAAUGAGGUCGUAGGAGUAGCCAUCUGUUUCGUUGUAGCUUUGGUCGUUGGUACCAUCGUCAUGGUAACAGAAGCCUGUGGUGGUUCUGAUACGGGCGUUGAAAAACACAGCGCCGCUAAAAUCCCUCCAUUCUUGAUAAUCCCCAAUAGUGUUUGUGCAUUUACGCUAGCGGAUACGCAGGCGUCUCGCACAUCUGCUUGUAUGGUCAACAGAUUCGCAAUGCAAUCAUUUGAGCAUCCCCUGUCGAAAUCCUUCUUUUUGCAAUUGACCAUCUGCGUAUCGGACAAGGCGAGCGCUGUAGGCAGUGCAAGGGACAGACCAAGGUGUUUGCGCAGCAUUGUGAAUGAGAAUGGCAGUAGGGGUCCCAAGCCGGCUCCGAAAACGUAG
Drepanopeziza brunnea f. sp. 'multigermtubi' MB_m1 is the source of this 864-nucleotide messenger RNA. RefSeq lists its product as uncharacterized. The record is from RefSeq and is a predicted model, not a curated record. Lineage: Eukaryota; Fungi; Ascomycota; Leotiomycetes; Helotiales; Drepanopezizaceae.